CCCAUAUGAGCGGGACUGUGAGUCCGACCUAUUCGGUGGUCCGCUAUGCUUGUGUCUAGCAUCUUCGGAAUUUGACACCCGAGCUAGUCGCGACUCUCGAUAUAUUCCAUGCAAAGUAGAGCCACUGGCUUUCUAAGGGGUUUUAAUGUUUGGAGACGACAUUAAAGCCAAAAUGAGCGUUUCUUCCAUCAUCUAUGGUCCUGUUAGACCUCUUUUAUAUGAGCCAACAUCAGGGAAAGCCGCGAUACUCGUUUUUACCGCCUGCCUCCUCUUCUUCAUCGGUCAAUCUUUACGAAUCGUAUGCUUUCAUCCACUUGCAAGAUUCCCAGGGCCGCCAUUAGCAAUCGUGUCCAACCUAUUCUACUCCGGGACAGUCAUUAGCGGGCACUCACAUACCACUAUAAAGAAGUUACGCGACAAUCCCAGGAAAGGUACCAAUAUCUUCGUGAAAAACCCUCACUUCUACCCAACCGACGGCACCAUUCGAGCUAAGCACAUUGUCAACACCUCCGAUCCAGUUGAGCAUGCACAAAUCAGGAAGAUGAUGUCGCAUGCUUUCUCUCAGAAAGCUCUCUUCGAACAGGAGGAUAUUGUUAUCCACUACGCGGACAUGCUUAUGACGGCAAUCCUGGACGAGUCGCGCGAAGGCCUAAUAGAUCUUGAGAUGUUCUACAACUGGACGACGUUCCAUGUUCUCGGCGAGCUCGCGUCUGGUGAGCCGUUCGGUAGCCUUGAGGCACGUAAGACUGAUAACUGGAUUACCAUUAUCUUGAUGAUGAUGAUCAAGUGGAACGCGUACGACUUUGCCAUCCACAAGCUUCCUUUCUUGCCGCGCAUUCAGAGUUGGCUCGUACCAAAGGAUAUCGCCGAGGGCGCUGAGAUCCACAUCAUGCAGAGUAAACGGAAGAUCCUAGAGCGUAUGAAUCGACCGAAUGAUCGGCUGGACUUCGUUAGCUACAUCUUCAAGAAGCGAGAAGAAAUUGGUAUCACCGACUGGGAAAUGACAGCCCACGCGAACGCUCUUGUUAUUGCAAGGUCUGAGACUACAGCUACGGUAGUUUCUGGUUUGACCUACUGGCUUUGCCGUACACCUAGAGCGUACGAGAAGUUGAAAAGGGAUGUUAGAUGUACCUUUACUUCCUCGACUGAGAUAACAUCGCGCUCCGCGAUGCCAUUGACAUAUCUUACUGCAUGCAUCGAUGAAGCUUUUAGAAUCUAUCCACCAAUCUCGAUCGCCAUGCCACGCAAAGCUCCGGCCGGGGGAGAAACCGUUGCUGGCUAUUUUGUGCCAGAGGGAACCACGGUGGCAGUUCAUAUGUGGAGCACUACGCACAACCCCAAGAACUUUAAAGAUCCUUACGAAUACCGUCCAGAGCGCUGGAUGGAGCCUAAUAACACAGAUAACUUAGACGCCAGCAAGCCUUUCCUACUUGGACCACGAGCCUGCAUGGGACAGAACAUGGCGUGGAUGGAACUGCGUAUACUGAUAGCCAAGCUGGUCUUUUUGUUCGAUUUCAAACUCGACGAUGACGACUUCGAUUGGGACAGAGACUCGCGAACAUUUGUGCUAUGGGAGAAACCACCUUUGAUGACGAGAGUAACCCCUAGGGCGGUGUAG
Messenger RNA from Mytilinidion resinicola, 1618 nucleotides. RefSeq names its product cytochrome P450. The transcript has 4 exons. The record is from RefSeq and is a predicted model, not a curated record. Gene Ontology annotation, molecular function: monooxygenase activity; oxidoreductase activity, acting on paired donors, with incorporation or reduction of molecular oxygen; heme binding. NCBI's taxonomy places the organism in Eukaryota, Fungi, Ascomycota, Dothideomycetes, Mytilinidiales, Mytilinidiaceae. Bases 146 to 1618 code for a protein of 490 amino acids.